AAUCAGCUGUGAAGGUUCGCAAAUUGAGCAGCGAUUUGAGAAAGAGAUAAAAAGAAAACAAAACAAUUUUGCCCUCUGCAUUUUAAUUAGUUUCUUUCCCAUAGCACUGAAAUUGUUGUUAAUUGAAUUGAGGGCAGUAGGAAAGUGUUUAAUAGGCCCUCCCACCGCGGCUGUGAUGGCUUUAGUGCGAAUUCCAGAACAAAAGAUAAUCCUAUGUGGGGAAUACGGUGUGGGAAAAUCCAGCCUCUUCCGGCGAUUUCUCAAUAAUACCUUUGUGCCAACGUCCGAUCGGCAGUCUACCCUUGGCCUGGAUCACUACGAGAAGGGCUACACAGUGGGUGAUAAAGAAAUUAAGCUGCAACUCUGGGAUACGGGUGGUAUGGAGAGAGUGGCCUCCAUUACAUCCAGCUACUACAAAUUCGCCGAGGCUGCUAUAUUGGUAUUUGCCCUAGAUAAUGCCGCUAGCUUCCACUCUCUCUCCCAGCAUAUGCUGGAAAUUGUGACCUAUGCAGAAAAUGCCAAAAUCUACUUGUGCGGGAACAAAUCAGACUUGGAGGCUGGCACACCCCAAGUUACAGAUUCCGAUAUGGAGGCAUUUUGCGAGCAGUGCCAAAGUCUCAUUAGUGCUACAUACAAAACGUCCUGCAAGACCGGCGAAGGAGUUGAGGAGAUGUUCCGGGACAUUGCUACCCAGCUCGUCACUAGCAAUCGAUCACGCUUUGAACUACAAGCCCUGGAGCAGCAUGGCUUUAAGAUUGAGCCUGCAGAAGAGGGUCAGGAUCCUUCGUGUAUAUGCUAGGAUCGCUAGGAUCUUUUUCUCUUUAUUUAGAUUAUUUUUUUUCUAAAGUACACACACUCCCUUGUCCAAUUUACAUUGUUCUUUCGAGUGAACUCCCACCCAAUCGAAUAUUGAAAUGUUAAACUAAAAAGGGGUUCACUCAGAGACAGGAAGUCCCAAUUAAUUCUCAAUCAGACAGUGAAUUGAAGUCACUUUUAUAUAUAUUUAAUAUACGUAUAAUAUACAUUUAUUCCACCGCUUAAA
Molecule: messenger RNA, 1042 nt
Organism: Lutzomyia longipalpis
Lineage: Eukaryota; Metazoa; Arthropoda; Insecta; Diptera; Psychodidae
Gene: RabX6
Product: ras-related protein Rab-30
Exons: 2
Coding region: 176-799 (207 amino acids)
Molecular function (GO): GTPase activity; GTP binding
Source: RefSeq, a predicted model, not a curated record